CGAGCAUGUUUAUGGGGCAACAAAGAUGGCGGAUGUAAAGGAGGGAACGAACAAGUGCAAAGUUUAGAUGUAACGAACUUGUAACAAACUUCUAGUGUAAUUUUUUGUUUCGAACCGUUGAUAAAGAAAAUAAUCAAGAUGCCUCCAAGACACAGGGCUGGUCCUGUGGACCUCACAGAUGCCGACAUCAGCUACCCUCUGCACCGCCUCUUUGACGAAUACAACAUGGAUCACAUCCCAGUCAAUGAGCGUUUGGGUUUGUUCAAACAGCGCGAUCUAGCUCAUGUAAAGCAUUAUAAAGCUGCAGUCAAGAUAUUUGGUGGACCAUUAAGUAGAAAAAGAGUCAUGGUUGCUCCACCUAUGGAAACACCUUUGAAGCAUCGGCUUGGUUUGUAUCAUGGCCGCAAGUCUCCACCGCUCUCUCCCCCAGUCCUAAAUGCCAAUCUAAAAGAACAGAUUCCCAUAGAACCAAAGCCCUCAGAAGAGGAGAUGAUUGCUGAUAGAGAAACCAAGAAAGAGGAAGAUUACAAAAACUGGAUGAAAGAACGACAAAAGUUCCGUACUGAUCUUGAGAAUAUGGGAUUAAGUGAACACUGGUUGAAUCAGAAACCUAGUAUGACUGCCUUAGAGAAAAGGGUGCUGGUUAGAAUGAUUAAAGAGAGAACUCCCCACUAUGAGCCCCCACCCAUUGUACCAGAAACCCCCACAGAGGCCCUGAUUCAUGAUGUGCCAAAUGUUAAAAUUCCCGCUCCCCUGGGCAUUAGGAUAUUAGAAGAGCACUUGAGGAAAAAUAAGAUGCGACUGCUGGACAUGUUUGUGGCCACUGAUAAAGACAAGGACUGGAAAAUCACCAGGGAUGAGUUCAGAAAGGUCAUCAGGGAGUCAAAGGUUCCAAUGUCUGAGGCCCUUCUGGAGGACAUGAUUCUCUCCCUUGAUAUAGAUUAUGACAACAACUUGGACUAUAAGGAGCUAGCUAAAGGCUUGUCAUUUUGGAAAAAAGAGAGGAGAGAAAAUAGAAGAAAACAAAUUUCAAGGGAAUCUACAAUGGACUCUUUUAAAUCUAGAUCAAGUUCAUCUACUUCAUUACGUGGAGCCAGACCCAAUUCAUCAGAUGAAAUAGUCGAUGAUCAUCAAGCUUCUGGAUCAGAUGAAAAAAUCAUUCGUAACUUUUCUCCAAGUCGAUCUAACCAAGAAAUAAUAGCUAAAUCAUCAAAAUCCUCUAACAACCAGCAGACCCAGGAUACUUCUAAAAAAUUAGUCAAGUCCUCCAAAAAAUCAGAAUCGGAAAAACCGGCUUCUGGUCGGACUCAAGGGUCAAAGUCCCCCAAACAGGGGUCUGCCUCAAAAGGUGAAAAUCAGAACACUGGGUUGGAAGGUGGGGACAAUGAGAAUAAUGGAAAACAGGUGAGUAUUGAGAUAGAAGUUACGGACACCUCAAAGGAAGUGGAACCCAAGAGGAGUAGAAGCACCACCCCCCAGUAUCUAGCACCCCCAGAACAAGACACAGCACCGGAACACAUUGUAAUGUCAUCUGAUGAAGCUAUGGUGGACCUGAGGAAGAGAGAUAGGGAGGCUCUCAAAACCAACAUGAUGAGGAUGUCUGCCAAAAAGUUGGAGGAGGGCCCGGGCAUUAUCAAGGUGGGGGAGAAGGCCAUUGAUGACCACUGUAUGCAGUCCACACUGGAGGGGGAGCUAGGAGGGAUGGUGGAUAAAUUCAGACAGCUCAAACUGAGAGAGUUCUAUGACAUCAACAAGUUGUGUGCCCAGCAAGGAGUUUCCCUUAGUCCUACUCUGUUAGAAAAAGUCUUGCUAUACCCCCCUGACAUACCCCACUCAUUCAUAAAUAAACAAGUGAAAACCCCAGGGGCACCUCUUCUCUCAAGUCAUUAUGCUGACCCUCCCAAGAGGCCACGGACCCCGAUAGAGGUCAAACACAAAGAUCGAGUGAGGCGGUCCCAGAGUGGUAGACUUUUGAUUGACAGCAGGCACCGCUACCCCCAGGGUCGCAGUGUGGCUGCCACAGGCUCCAGGGCUAAUCUGUCCACAGGAAAAGCCAUCAUACGGAGAAAGGUCGAUUGCUGGAUGUCCUUUGAAGAGUACGACAGACUAACCAGACAUCUAGCCAUCAGAUACCAGCAGCUUCAUGGUUCAUCGGACUCCAACGCCUUCUGGCCGGGACAGCUGCUGGAUAAAGUAAGGCUGUGCAUGCCGCCCUACGACAAACCGGAACUACCCGACCAGAGCGGAAUCGUGUUCCAGAAAGUGAAGGAGAGGAAGCUGACCAACCUCGGGAAGGCGAGGGAUUACUCGGCCUGGCCAGUGAACGAUCAGGGAUAUGUUCAGUCAGGGAUCUAUGAUCCCUUCGCUCGGAAGUUUAUUCACAAUUAUUGAUUAUAGCUGUUAAUUAGUGCCUAAAUUUAUGAAUAUACAUGAAAUGUGAUAUUCCUUGUUGAUUUUUUUUGUUUUUUGGAUUUUUCUAAUGUUUUUUAAAAUUUAUUUUGAGAAGUAUUGUUAUUUAUGUAAAAAAAAUUUGGUAUAGAAUAUUUAAUUUGUUAACUUUUUUUAAUUGUUAAUGCUGUUUAUGCAUUGCUUUUAAAUUUGUUUGCUUGUCUCAUGAAAUAAGAAGUAACUCAUUAAAUGAAGGAUUCAAAAAGCAUUUAAAUGAGAGAAAGAGUGUUGGACACGAAGAUGUGCAUUGCACAACCAUAUCUGUACAUGUAAUUGUGAAGUGAAGUGUUUCCUUUCAUAAACCUGUUGAAAUGUUGAUGAAAAUAUGUAUUUGUAUGAUGAAAUCAUGCUGCUUUACACUGCUGAAUUAAGUUUUUCUAUCUGUGUACGGUGUGCUAUAUUUUACAUAUUGAUUAUACAUGUAAAUAACAUUUCUACCCUUAUUUUUGAUAUUGAAGUUCAUUGAGGAGUUUGUCUUUCAGAUUUUAUUUUACAUUUUCUUUAUGCUGACACUGCUGAAUUAAACUUUUCAUUAAAAGUGCAACUCUGUUAUACAGUGGA
Messenger RNA from Magallana angulata, 3009 nucleotides. Its product is annotated as EF-hand calcium-binding domain-containing protein 12-like. The transcript has 7 exons. The coding region runs from base 139 to 2391 and encodes 750 amino acids. The record is from RefSeq and is a predicted model, not a curated record. Lineage: Eukaryota; Metazoa; Mollusca; Bivalvia; Ostreida; Ostreidae. Gene Ontology annotation, molecular function: calcium ion binding.